Messenger RNA from Eufriesea mexicana, 1309 nucleotides. RefSeq names its product neurogenic locus notch homolog protein 1. The record is from RefSeq and is a predicted model, not a curated record. Lineage: Eukaryota; Metazoa; Arthropoda; Insecta; Hymenoptera; Apidae. The coding region runs from base 62 to 1309 and encodes 415 amino acids. The transcript is spliced from 6 exons.
UUUUAGAUUUAUUAGAAUUGUGAAUAGUUUAAGAAAAUAUCCUGUUCAGGUUAUUAAAAAAAUGGAACAUUUACAAACAACAGUUAUGCUUCUUUUUUCGCUAUUCGCAAUUAUUAACGGUGGAUAUUAUCAAUCAAAGAUAUUAUCAUCUGGGAAUAUUGGUUGUGAAGAUCAUAUUUGUGGAACUAAUGCAAGAUGUACUCUCAGUGAAGACAGGCCAGUCUGUUCAUGUAUGAAUUUACACAUAGGGGAUCCUCUUUUACGCUGUACUAGGGUAGAAUGCUUAAUCAAUGAGGAUUGCAUCAAAAGUAAAGUAUGCUCUAAUAAUAGGUGUAUAAAUCUCUGUAAUGAUUUAUGUGGUAUAAAUGCUUUAUGUGAAACUAAAAAUCAUGUCCCAACAUGCUAUUGUCCUCCUGGACAUACAGGAGAUCCUUUUACUUCUUGCCAUAUAGUUGAUCCCUUGGAUGCUUGUAAAGCUAGUCCUUGUGGAACUAAUACCAAAUGUGAAGUAGUAAAUAGUAUUCCAGUCUGCAGUUGUCUUCCAGGUUAUAGAGGAUCCCCUUUAACUGGUUGCCAUCAUGAAUGUGAAAAUGACAAUGAAUGUCCUAAUCAUCUUGCCUGUUCAUCUUCUUUUCGAUGUGAAAGUCCAUGUAAAUGUGGAAUAAGUGCAGAAUGUCAAGUUAUUAAUCAUCAGGCGAAAUGUACUUGUCCAAAUAACUGGUUAGGAAAUCCAUUUAUAUCUUGCCGUCCAGAAUGUACUACACACUCAGAUUGUCCAAAAAACAAACCAGCUUGUUUCUAUCAAAAAUGCAUCAACCCUUGUGACGGAGUAUGUGGUAUAAAUGCAGACUGCAAUUUACGAGGCAUAACUCCAGUCUGUAGUUGUCCAAAACACAUGACUGGCAACCCCUUCAUUAACUGCAGAUUAUUUGAAGCACGAGAUCUGUGUGAGCCCAAUCCCUGUGGCACAAAUGCAAUCUGUACCCCUGGUCAUGAUAAUACUGGAAAAGAAAGACCAGUUUGUACUUGUUCUACAGGAUAUAUAGGAAAUGCUUUAAUCAAUUGUCAACGUGGAGAAUGCUUUACUGACAGUGAAUGUCCAGAUAAUAAAUCAUGCAUUGAUUAUACUUGUCAAAAUCCUUGCACUGGAAAAGAAUGUGGUCCAACCGCGACUUGCACACCCAGGAGCCAUAUUGCAGUGUGUACUUGUCCGAAUGGUACUCGUGGUGAUGCUCUUUAUAAUUGUGAUCCGAUUGAUAACAGAUCUGUGUACAGCUAUGGCCGAGCUUAUCGACAUCGCUAUUACUGA